AUGGAUACGCAGGUACUAUCCCCUACAGGGGACGAAUUAAAUAAGGCAUCCUUCGUCUGUGAGGUUGCUGGGUGUGGCAAGCAAUUCAAACGAUCCGACCAUCUUUUACGACAUAAACGAAAUCACGAAAGCAUCUCGCUAUUCUCCUGUUCUUGGCCAGGGUGUGAAAAGAGCUUUGUAAGGAAAGAUGUAAGACUCAAGCAUUAUAAGAGACAUGUUCAGAAGGAGAAGGAAAAAUCCGGUGUUUCGGGCAACAAGAUCAAGCAUUUUGAGAUCUAUACUCCCAAGACGGUUAUGGAAAAGUCCAAACCUAUAAAAGGCGAGGAUCUUUACAAGUCUAAUGGUCAGGAUAAAAGGGCAGUUGUGUCAACUGAACUGAAUACCCCUAUUAAUAUGCUACAUGGUUCAUCUGGGGAUGACGGAUACUCCUUUGAAGACCAAACGCCUCAGGAAAAAUCGAACAUUAACUACGUGAUGAACUCAGAUGACAAUUUGAUAGCGGAUUUAGUUCCAUCGCCAACCAUCAACUUCGAGCAAACCAACUUGGAAAAAACCGGCUUGCUUGAGUGGCUUCUUCAUAACAACGAAGAAAACUCUCACAAAUACUUGAAUUACUCGCCGUCUUCCUCAUUUAAGGAUUUGCUUGGAGAUACCCCUGAUUUGACGUACUCUACUUCUCAAACUUCGAUUUCAAAUGCAACUAUCCGAAAAAUGGCGGAACUUGUGCCAUCAUUGAUGACUGAUUCAUACUUCACGGCGGAAAAUAUCGAAAAGUACCUUGUCAACUUCUGGUGUAUUUACCAUAUUCAAUUUCCUAUUAUCCAUCGUCCUACAUUUUCCACCACCACAGCUAAUCCGCUAUUACUUUUAAGUAUAAUGACUAUUGGGUCGUCUCUCGAGUCAAGAAUGUGUCAUGAACCAGAACGGAAGUUGAGGUAUAUCAAGUUGGCAGAGUCCAUUGCAGACCCUUUACGAUGGCUCAUUUGUUCUCACGGUGAAGUUCUUGAAAGUUCCACAUCUUGGUUACUACAAAGUUUACUCAUCUUGGAGUGUUAUGAAAUCACCUGUUCCAACAGAAAGCUUCAUAGAAGAGCACACUUGAACCAUGGUUUCAAGAUCGAGUUGUUAAGGCGGAGUCCCCUUUUGGGUGGAAACUUGGAACAGUCCGAUGAUCUAGAUAAGGAUGCAUCUACAAGUCCAUGGGAAAGUUGGAUUGAGCUUGAAUCACUCAAAAGAUGUGCUUAUAUCACAUUUUUGGUGGACACUUAUAAUGCCAUUAUUUUUGGCCAAGAAGCAGUGUUGUACACCCAUCAUAUCAAGCUUUCGCUUCCUUGUAUUGACCUGAUAUGGGAAGCUGCUAAUACAAAUAAGAUGGACGUUAACAACCAACUUGACAAUUCCAAAUUCCUUUCGGUAUUGACUGAUGUAUUAAGGUAUGAAAAGGUGAAUUCGACACCCUUCACCAGUCGAAUUCUUCUUGUCGGGAUUAUCAGUUUAGCCGUUCAAACAGAGCAGAUAGAUCUCCUGGUGAAAGCUCUUCAAGACCAAGGCUUGAAAUCAUGGAAAACCAGUUUGUUGCAAUCACUUGAUUCUUGGUACGAUAAUGUGAUAGAUGAAACCUGUUGUGAACUUGACAGUGCAUUUUAUUGUCCCAUUGAUAUUCCAGAAGCAGGAUUGUCCAAACCUGAUGACACAAGUUGCAAAUUUGCAGUCUAUCAUAUAGCCCAGGCAUUUUUGAGGGUUCCCCAAUAUGACUGUAUAAUCUUCGCUGGUUCACCCCAAAGAAUGAACAUUAAAACUUCUCCAAAAGAUCUUGAAAACGUCAGGAGGAGAAUGGAAAACUGGACCAAAAGUCUUGAUGGCCGGAUGGCUGUCACUCAUGCAUAUGUGCUAUUGUGUGAAAUAUUACUAACACAAGAUGAAACUGGAGAGCAUGUCCCCGUCACUUAUGAACCCAACAUGGAUCCAAUAUUUUACAGACCCAACAUUGUUGCCUCAUCAUUGUUUUUGAUUUGGUGUUACAACUACUGUUUGUCUGGGGCCGAAUCAAACUACUUGAAACGUUCGGAUCCAAUGCAAAAUUCAAGCUAUAUCCCGGAAAGAAUCAACGGGUACCAAUAUGUUAGAAACGUCAAGAAGAAGUUCGAAGAAGAAGCUCGAAUCGCUGGAGUCGACUCGAGCUCCAAGAAGUUUACUGCGUAUGCUAAUGCUUUACAGAAUAUCAACAGGUUGCAUUGUACGGUUGGGUUAUUGCGGUUGUUCAAAGACAAGUUUAUUGCCUGUAAUUCUCAGAUUUGUAGGGAAUACGGUAGACUCAUGGAAAACUGUAUUCAAAGGUCAUUGGGCAGAGAGCUGGUCAUCUGCCCCGAUAUGUACGUUGAUGCAUAG
Messenger RNA from Yamadazyma tenuis ATCC 10573, 2388 nucleotides. RefSeq lists its product as uncharacterized. The record is from RefSeq and is a predicted model, not a curated record. Gene Ontology annotation, cellular component: chromatin. Gene Ontology annotation, molecular function: DNA-binding transcription factor activity, RNA polymerase II-specific; RNA polymerase II cis-regulatory region sequence-specific DNA binding; zinc ion binding. Gene Ontology annotation, biological process: DNA-templated transcription; regulation of transcription by RNA polymerase II. NCBI's taxonomy places the organism in Eukaryota, Fungi, Ascomycota, Pichiomycetes, Serinales, Debaryomycetaceae.